AAGGUGCUUGCUAUUGAUUAUCUUCUACUAAUCUAGUUAGCAGAGCUAACGCUCGAAAUCGGCACCAAAAUGAAGAACUUGUUGUUGCUGCUGUUCUUUGUUGGUCCUGCGACUUACAGGAUGGUGGAGAGCUCUAGUGGAGCCAAUUGUGGUGUCUUAACCAGGAGUCGAUCUUGCUGUGUUUUCCCGUUCGUUUACAGAGGAAAACAAUACUUCAGCUGCAUCAAAGGACGUUCUUCGUGGUGCUCUAUCACACCUAACUAUGAUAUAGAUGGCAAAUGGGAUUACUGUGCCGGAAUGGAGGGUAAGAUCACGUUGGAUGAUCAAGGCUGGGUUUAUGCAAAUGGUCGACCAAUGACCAGAGACAACGGACGGUGGAAUGUCAUUCAAGA
Messenger RNA from Exaiptasia diaphana, 392 nucleotides. Its product is annotated as epididymal sperm-binding protein 1-like. Gene Ontology annotation, molecular function: heparin binding. Gene Ontology annotation, cellular component: cell surface. NCBI's taxonomy places the organism in Eukaryota, Metazoa, Cnidaria, Anthozoa, Actiniaria, Aiptasiidae. The transcript is spliced from 4 exons. The annotation marks the transcript as partial. The record is from RefSeq and is a predicted model, not a curated record.